AUGUCCUUUCCCCCUGAUGAAGUUAAAGAGUUGGUUUUGGAAAUCUCCCAGAUUCUAAAAUCAAAAAAUCAAACGCUAGCCAUAUCGGAAGCGGCGUGUGGUGGGCUUUUAUCUGCGUACCUUGUGUCUGUCCCUGGAGCACUGGCAUUUUACAUAGGAGGCAAGUUGGUGUAUUCUUUGAAGCAAAGGUUGAAGCUUUCUGGUUGGUCAGACGAAGACAUAAGGAAUUAUAUGGGCCCCUCGGAAGCAGUUGCUUUAAAAUUGGCAAGAACCACGAAGUAUGAAUUGGGCUCAACCUAUGUGUUAUCGGAGACUGGGUUUGCAGGUCCAACCACAGAUUUACAUUUAGCAAAUGAUAGUAAAAUUUCUGAUAAAUCUAAAGGCGUAGGAACAGUUUACUUGGGGCUCAGUGGACCAAAGGGUGAUGUUUCGUGUUCAUACCAUACAGACAGUUCAGAUAGAUCGUACAAUAUGACACAAUUCGCCAAGAUGGGGCUACAAUUCUUGUUAACAGAAUUGCAGAAGGAAUAG
Messenger RNA from Dujonia railenensis, 531 nucleotides. Lineage: Eukaryota; Fungi; Ascomycota; Pichiomycetes; Serinales; Debaryomycetaceae. The record is from the annotation of a GenBank genome assembly.